This is a messenger RNA of Dicentrarchus labrax (European seabass), 1663 nucleotides long. RefSeq names its product thyroxine 5-deiodinase-like. Gene Ontology annotation, molecular function: thyroxine 5'-deiodinase activity. Lineage: Eukaryota; Metazoa; Chordata; Actinopteri; Moronidae. The transcript has a single exon. The record is from RefSeq and is a predicted model, not a curated record.
CCUCUUUCUUUCUCGCUUUCUCUGAAUCUUAGGAGCUGGAAGUGGACGGGAGGUAAUCCCCACCAUGUGAGUGGGCGGCGCGGGUACCGGAGGCGUGUUUUUUUUUCUUUUUUUCUUUUUUUUUUUCUUUUUUUCCCAUUUUUCAAAUGCUGCUGUACCUAUAAAAAGAGUGCCUGCGUGCGUCAGAUAGUUUUCUCCAAUGGGUAAAGGUGACUAAAUACUAGUUGUCUCUUUCGCCGGCCCAGUCGCAUCCUAUCGGCAGGGGAAGAGAUGAUGCACGACUCUGGCGGUGUCCAAAUGGCGAGGGCGCUGAAACAUGCAGCCCUGUGCCUGAUGCUGCUGCCCCGGUUCCUCCUGGCCGCCGUCAUGUUGUGGCUCCUGGAUUUCUUGUGCAUUAGGAAAAAAGUGCUUCUGAAAAUGGGAGAGAGGCAGGACGGCACGGACGACCCGCCGGUGUGCGUCUCUGACUCUAAUAAGAUGUUCACCUUGGAGUCCCUCAGGGCCGUGUGGUACGGCCAGAAAUUGGACUUUCUCAAAUCCGCGCACCUCGGGUGCGCUGCGCCCAACACCGAGGUGAUGCUGGUCCAAGAGCGGAAGCAGGUCCGGAUUCUGGAUUGUAUGAAAGGGAAGAGACCGCUCAUCCUUAACUUUGGCAGCUGCUCCUGACCGCCAUUCAUGACGCGCCUGGCGGCGUUUCAGCGCGUCGUGAGCCAGUACGCAGACAUUGCGGACUUUUUAGUUGUAUAUAUCGAGGAGGCGCAUCCGUCGGACGGCUGGGUGAGCUCGGACGCUCCGUAUCAGAUCCCCAAGCACCGCUGCUUGGAGGACAGACUGAGAGCCGCUCAGCUGAUGCUCGCCGAGGUGCCGGGGAGCAACGUGGUGGUGGAUAAUAUGGACAACUCAUCCAACGCCGCGUACGGAGCUUACUUUGAGAGACUUUACAUCGUGAGGGAUGAGAGGGUUGUGUACCAGGGGGGCAGAGGUCCAGAGGGAUACCGGAUUUCCGAGCUUAGAAACUGGCUGGAGCAAUACAGGAACGAUGUGGUGAAUUCCCAAAGAGCGGUGCUCCAUGUGUAGUUGAAAGAUGCUGAACUGCCUGAUGCUCUGCCCAUUCUGCUUCAAUGUCCAACUCACAGUGCAAAAUAUUCAGAUGCUGCUAUCAAAUGUUCACACAUGGCACAUUAUGUUGUUGUUUUUUUUCUUGCGUAAAGAUAUUCAGGACUCUUUGACAAAUAAAGUCAUGUUCAAGCCUAACUUUAGGCUGUAGGCUGUUAUAUUGUGCUCGUCUUGACCUUAAUUGAUUCCUGAUAGCGAUUGUCUUUAUUUCUUUUGUAUGGAAAAAGUAUUGAAUCAGUUGAAACUGGAUUCAAUUAGUGAUCACUCUAUUUUUCUACAAUACUGGUGCGUGUGUGUGUGUGUGUGUGUGUGUGUGUGUGUGCGUGUGUGUGCGUGCGUGCGUGCGUUCAGGCUAGUAUCUCACUCUGGUGUUUCUGUGAAGUUCGGUUUUUAAAAGGCGAAGCCAGAAAGCCGACACUGAUGUUUGUGACACCGGCAGCGGGCCCAUAUUAGCGGGAUGCCCUCCUCGUUGAUCGAUUGCCAAACGAUGUAAUGUUGAAACCAUGUAAUUGAACAAAUGUUUUUAAUAAAUGUCAGAUCACACGUU